AUGCAGGGCUGCCGUGUGAAACCGCACGCUGCCCCAAGAGCAUCUGAGGCUGGCGUGCCAGCUGGCAAUCAAGCCGUGGCCGAGGGCUUGCGGAAGGUGCAGUCCUGCAUAGCGGAAGCAGCCGGCGGCCGUGACGUUCGGUUGGUGGCCGUGUCGAAGUUCAAAGCCGCAGAAGCGGUGCAAGCAGCGCUGGACUUGGGCCAGGAGUUGGUGGAGAAAGCUUCCGCUUUGCCCUCCAGCGUCAGGUGGCAUUUCAUUGGACGUCUGCAGUCCAACAAGGUGAAGAAGCUGGUUAACAUCCCGAAUCUGGUAGCAAUCGAAACAGUGGAUUCGUCGCCGCUCGCAGACAGGAUAGCUUCUGCGGCGCAAGCUGCCGGAAGGGGCGAGGGCGGCAUUGAUCCUCUGGACUUGUUCGUUCAGGUCGACACCAGCAAUGAGGAGACGAAAGAUUUCUGGCAACUUCACUUUCUUACCAGCUGA
This is a messenger RNA of Symbiodinium sp. CCMP2456, 480 nucleotides long. NCBI's taxonomy places the organism in Eukaryota, Dinophyceae, Suessiales, Symbiodiniaceae. The record is from the annotation of a GenBank genome assembly.